Messenger RNA from Neltuma alba, 1692 nucleotides. RefSeq lists its product as uncharacterized. The transcript is spliced from 2 exons. The record is from RefSeq and is a predicted model, not a curated record. Gene Ontology annotation, biological process: defense response to other organism. Gene Ontology annotation, cellular component: plasma membrane. Lineage: Eukaryota; Viridiplantae; Streptophyta; Magnoliopsida; Fabales; Fabaceae. The coding region runs from base 161 to 1000 and encodes 279 amino acids.
UCUCUUUUGCAGACGCUGACUUACUCACUGGCGAAGUCAUCACUCUCUCUCCUCUUAGCUUUUAGUUUUAGAAAUAGAAAUCAACACUUCAGAAGCAGAAGAAGCCAUUGAAGCUUAACGAGGGCGUUAUAGGAAGAGGAAGACGAAGAACCUUCCCAAAAUGACUACAAGACCUAAUCAACAGCCUCGGCGCAUAGAGGAGAGACCGCUCCAGAACGGAGACCACCGGCCACGGCAACCGCCACCUGCACGUGCGGCGGCACCGCCACCACAGGCAUCGUCUUCAGGUGGGAACCACCACCAGCCCCAACCCCAACCUCAACCCCAAACACAACUUCCCCGCCAUUACUACCCGCCGCCACCGACGCCAUACCGGCCGUCGUCUUCCGCCUCCUUUAGAGGCUGUUGUUGUUGUCUUUUCCUUCUCUUUUCCUUCCUUGCUCUUCUCGUCCUCGCCAUAGUCCUUGUUAUCAUACUGGCCGUGAAGCCCAAGAAGCCUCAGUUCGAUCUCCAGCAAGUAGGCGUUCAGUACAUGGGCAUAACGCCAUCCUCCGUCGCCGGCGUCGCCUCCAACGAUCCUACCGGCGCCACCGCCUCUCUCUCCCUUACAAUCCGGCUGCUCUUCACAGCGGUGAACCCUAACAAGGUGGGGAUCAAGUACGGCGAGUCCAGAUUCACCGUCAUGUACAGGGGAAUUCCGCUGGGCAAAGCUUCGGUGCCUGGAUUCUAUCAAGAAGCUCACAGUGUAAGACAGGUUGUGGCCACCAUUUCCGUCGAUCGAGUCAAUUUGCUUCAGGCCGACGCCGCCGAUUUAAUCCGAGAUGCUUCACUCAAUGACAGGGUCGAGUUACGGGUCUUGGGCGACGUUGGAGCUAAGAUCCGAGUAAUGAACUUCGACUCCCCUGGCGUUCAGGUUUCGGUGGAUUGUGCUAUAGUGAUCAGUCCAAGGAAACAGAGCCUGACAUACAAGCAAUGUGGAUUCGAUGGACUGAGUGUUUGAUCAGAAAAGUGCAGAGCAGAUCCUUCCAGUUGUCAUUGAAGGAGAAAGUGAAGAGAUAUUGAAAUGGGGGUGAGAUUCAAAGUUUCAUCCUUAUUUCUUAUCUUUUUUUCUCUUUAUUUUUUUAAAUUCACUUUCUUCUCCAUUCACUAUGAAGGAUCUAAAUCCAUGAAACUGACAUUCCCUUUCUUUUCAUUUCCUCCUUCAUCGAUGCCCUUUCCUCUCUCACACUCACUUGAGCUCUCAUUUCUUCGAGUAAUUUGAGGAAGAAAUGAGAAAACAUUAUAUAUGCAAAAAAAAAAAAAAGGAGGAAAAAGUGAGUUUCUCAUUCAUAAUGUGCAUUUUUAGGCAGUGAGGUUUGAAUGCUGAUCUGAAAGGUUCUGACAUAGAAUUGUGAAAAUAGAAACCCAAUGGAGGAAGAACUUAGAGGAUAAAAAUUUCUCAAAAGAUUUUGCAUAUUUUUUUUUUACUUGAAAAAUUGGUUGCUUCAUUUGGAAGUUUAAUUAUGCGGACAUCGUGUAAACUGUAAAGUUUUUAAUCAGAUGAGUGGCUACUGAUUAGGUUAUUUGAUAUCCUUUUGUUGUUUUGCUGUCUGUCUUCUUUUCCCCUUUUUCUCUGUUUGGUGAAAUCUCUCUUUCUACUUUUCUUUUUGGCUUUCAGAAAGUGUAGAGAAGAUAUACUAAUUUAGUUGUUAA